This is a messenger RNA of Papaver somniferum (opium poppy), 1941 nucleotides long. RefSeq names its product splicing factor ESS-2 homolog. Lineage: Eukaryota; Viridiplantae; Streptophyta; Magnoliopsida; Ranunculales; Papaveraceae. The record is from RefSeq and is a predicted model, not a curated record. The coding region runs from base 134 to 1672 and encodes 512 amino acids. The transcript has a single exon. Gene Ontology annotation, cellular component: catalytic step 2 spliceosome.
UGCACUCUUUCGGGCUAGGGUUUCCCCAAAUUUGUUCCCCCAUCCCCCUCUUUGAUUAUCCAAUUUCUGCUUCAGAAAAUCCCCACCUCAAUCUCUGGUUUCUUAGUACCGUUAUCACUAUCAUCGUUGAAAAAUGUUGUUUUCACCAGGCCAUUCUCCUCGUCACAUAUCAUCUCCAUCCCCUUCUUUAUCAUCUCAAAAAACCCUAUCAAAUUCUAUUGAAUCCGCAAAAUCUUCCAAGAAGCAUAAUUCUGUUCUUGAUGAGGAUACUUAUGUAGCAUCCAUAGAGAAAAUUAUUGAAAGGGAUUUCUUUCCUGAUAUACCAAAGCUUCGUGAUCGUCUUGAUUGGCUGGAAGCUUGUAGAUCUGGGGAUCCUGUUUUGAUUAAAGAUGCUCAGUUGAAGAUCAUGGAGCGGCGAUGUGGAAAAAAACCCUUAAAUUCGGAUGAUGCUCAAGGUAAUAAAACUUUUCAAACACCCCAGAAGUCGAAUUCGAGGUUAUUUUCUGUAUCUACACCAUUUGAUUUAGACAAAACACCUCAACAAUCAUAUGUUCAAUCAGAAACUAGUGAAUUAGGUGAGAAUAAUGAGUCGAUUGAUGUUUCGUUGUCUCUUGAUGAGUUUAUGCGACGUUAUACGAGCGAAGAUAAUGAUAGUUUUAAUAAAAUUAUGGAGAAAGUUAAUAGGAAGAGGAAAGAGAGAUACGGGCAUUUGAUUGAAGGUGAAAAGGUGGAAACAUUAAGUUUAGGAAAUGAAAAAAUUGCUAGGAUUACUGAUGGGUAUGGGACGUCUGAUCAACCUGUAAGUACACUAGAAGGAUGGAAAUAUACUGCAAAGAACUUGUUAAUGUAUAAUCCAUCAGACAAUGGUGAAUUUCCAUUGACGGAAGCGGAAAGAAACGAAAGGGUUAUGGGUUUGACAAAGGAAAUCAGUCGAACAAACACUCGGUUUCAUGGAAAAAUGAUGGAUUCUGGUCCAAGAGAGGAGGAUACAAUUGCAGUGAUGUAUACUCCCGUGGCUGGGGGUACCCCUGUACCUUUACCGUUUCCAGGUCGUGAAGCAGAGAAAACUAGAAGAUAUGACUUGGAAGAUUUGAGAAAAACACCUAAUCCAUUUUAUGUUGAAUCUGAGAAGAAAUCUGAAAAUGGGUAUAACUAUGUCAAAACACCUUCUCCUGCACCUGGUGUUGAUGAGUCACCAUUCAUUACUUGGGGAGAGAUAGAAGGGACACCAUUAAGAUUGGAGACUGAGGAUACACCUGUUGGGAUUGGGGGCAGUGGAAAUGGUCCACAAUUUAGUAUUCCAUGCCCACCAUCAAGGGAUUUGAAGGCCCACUCGUUAUCGAGGGAUGCUGCUCGUAAACUGAGGGAGAGAUCAAAGAUGUUUCAGAAGCCACCAUUGCCUUCACCAGCUAGUGGAGGAAGUGCGAGUCCAGGUGUUCGAACACUUUCACAUGCUGCUCAGAAAUUUGUUAGGAAUGCAAUUGCAAAAUCAUCUUCUUCGAUGGAUGAAUCACUACGUGCAAGUUAUCGUGGUUCAAGUCCGGCUGCAGUUACUCCAAAAUCUGGGAGAAGCUUGACAAGGUUAGGAACAAAUUCAAUCUUGGGUUCAAGGCCACCUUCUGUUAGAGAUGGUUCCAAUCCUGUUAGAGAUGGGUCCAAUCCUCCCUGGUAAUUUAGUUUCCUUCUUUUUUUCAUUUGGCAACUAAGAACAUGCUGUGUGUUAUGCUUAUUUUUCUAUGACUGUAUAUAUAAAGCUCUGAACUUGAGCUUCUUGUUUCUGAAUUAUGAGCUCAGAAAGGGAAAAAGACUGUUGAAGCUUAUUUUGUAUGACUGUAUACUGGCUUUUACAUUCUUCCUUUACUUUAAUAUUGUUCAUUAGGUAUCUUUAUGUGCUGCUAGAGAUUUAUCUAACCAAUCUAUUUGAAAUUUGGUAAUUUUUCA